Messenger RNA from Amoebophrya sp. A120, 878 nucleotides. The record is from the annotation of a GenBank genome assembly. NCBI's taxonomy places the organism in Eukaryota, Dinophyceae, Syndiniales, Amoebophryaceae.
GCGAGGCGAAGGCGGCCCCCGCGCGUAUGCCGCUUGCCGGGCGGGGGCCGUGCGUUGGCACCCAUGUCGCAGAAAAAAAAGGGCCCGAAGCGGCCGUGAUGCUCCUGCCGAUCAAGGCCGUGAACUGGGUCCUGCAAAACUCGAAGCAGAUCGUCCGGACUCUGUCCGGAAUGGCUGAUGCCGAUAUGGUUGCAGAGACCACCCUCCGCCGCAUCGCGUCUAUGCACAAACUGCUGGCGGCUGUUGGUCCAGGAGAAAUGGUGGACGGCAUUCGCAAUGGCCACAUCCUCCGCACUGCCUGGGGUUUCUUUCUGAACUACGGUGGCGAAGAGAACAUCUACUGGGUUCCGCCGGAGAUCACUCCGGAGGACCUUAGCAGGAUGAUCGUGCUUCGGCAUCGUCCGGGCGGAGCCGGGGCCGACACCUACAACUUCGCUCCGCUUCGGGCACUCGGGGGUAACGGGAGGCUCCCUAUGGGAGACCCUUUCGUCGGGCUGUCGAAUGAUCUACAAGCGAUUAUCAACACGGCGGCCCCGACCCGCGCGCCCAUCGACCGUUUCUUCCACUCGCUGACCACCACAUUGGCCAGGGCUUUGCUCGGGGUUGUGGUGUUGGAUGGAAAUCACAAGUGGUGCUACAAUCUGGCAAGCCGUUCCGGGAACGCUGCCGGUGCUCUCGGCGAUAAUCGGGCGCUCUACAUCCCGUAAGGCUGAGAAGAAAACAGGAAAGGGUGGGGCGCCAGGGCGAGGAACGAAAGCGCCCCUGUUGGGCGACGACAACGCAGCACAGGGCCAACCUCACCGACGGAGUCGACCGCGCCCCGCGCGUUCCCGCACCGGGCGGCGCCUUUGGGAUGGGGGUGCCGGCGGGCGGGCAGC